GCUGUUCACUCAUUCAACAAUGGAGCCAUACGCUGACGCCAGUUGUAUUCUGAGAGUGGAUAUUAAUUGUGAUGCGUGCAAAUUCAAAAUGAUUGAAGUUAUAAGUUCGGUCGCGGGUGUGUAUUCAAUUAGCAUUGAUGCAGAGGAAAAUUUGGUAAAAAUUUGUGGGGAGGUGGACCCUAAUCGUCUCUUGAGUGCAUUAGCAAGAGAAGGUAAACAUGCAAAAAUAGUAAUGGCUAACCUAAAACACCCUCAACUAAGACUACAUCCAAGAUAUGGCUAUAUCCAAGGUCACGAUGACCUUGGCAAUGGAGGCGGCCAUGGCUAUCACCCUCACCAAGCCUUCCCUAUAAGAGGGGCACUCCCUCACCAUUCAUACUAUCCAUACCAUUAUCCAUCGUGCUAUAUAAGGUUUGGAAAUUAG
Molecule: messenger RNA, 424 nt
Organism: Ipomoea nil (Japanese morning glory)
Lineage: Eukaryota; Viridiplantae; Streptophyta; Magnoliopsida; Solanales; Convolvulaceae
Product: heavy metal-associated isoprenylated plant protein 32-like
Exons: 4
Coding region: 20-424 (134 amino acids)
Molecular function (GO): metal ion binding
Source: RefSeq, a predicted model, not a curated record